AUGCCCUUUCAAGCCAGGAAUCCGCGAUUGUUUUCUUUUCUGCAUGCUACAGUGCUGCCCACAGCUUUUUCGUACACGUCUAGCAUGGCCCACGCGACGAGGCCAUUCGCCCGAUAUUCCAGUAGUUCGACCGCAACUCGCAUGCCUCGUCUAUCCCCUCGAGUGCGAAGGGGAGGUAGCUUGCUCACGACUGGGGCACUGAUAACUCUGGGGUUGGGUACUAUCUACGCCGACUCUAACACUCCAGUCGACGGGACGAACACGCCCCCUACCACGACGCAGACCGUGGGCUCACUUAUACGUUCAUAUGUCGUGUACACCAUGUGUUCGGUCCCUGCACUGGUCGACUUCUCCCCCCAACUUCUCGCCUUCUUGACCGGAAUCCCUGGACUGAAGCAGAUAACGGAAUCGGUCGUUCGAGUCACAUUUUUUGAUCAGUUUGUUGGCGGCGAUACCGCCCACGCUACGUUACCAUUGCUGAAGCAGCUUCGGGCUACGAAUAAAGGUGCGCUCUUUGCGUAUUCUGUUGAAGUCGAUGAAGAGGAGGCUGUUGGGUCGAAGAAAUCGAAGAAAGACGCAGAACCGCCUCACAAACGAAUUGUUGACGAGAUGAUAAGAUGUAUAGACGUUGCAGCGGACUUCGAAGACUCUGUACGCGCUGAAGGAAAGGAGAUAGUCAGGGGUCGAAAGACAUGGGUAGCGGUCAAAAUGACAGCCUUACUUCCGGAUGCUCAGUCGCUUAUUAACUUUUCGUCGUACAUCAUCGCCAAUCGUUCAGCUCCACCCAUCCCAGUGGCUUUUCCUGGAUACCCCGAGCUAUCUGACCUCGAUGUCCUUUACAAGACUACGCCAGAUGGUGCGAAGGUCGCUGCCAUAGAUUCUCUUCCAGCAAACUCGGUGGGUCAGACCCUAACGGACGAAGAUAUCGAGUCCCUCCGAGACCUUCAUUCAGAUCUCAUUCGAAUUUGUCAACGCGCCCAGGAGAGAGGCGUUAGAGUCAUCAUAGAUGCGGAAUACAGCUGGUAUCAACCCGCUAUAGACGCUCUAGCAUUAUCGCUUACCCGACAGUUCAACAAGCUUCCUGAUAGCAAGUCUAGCUCUUCUACAUCAUCGGUUUUGCCUCUGGUAUAUGGUACCUACCAAGCCUACCUACGAAGGACCCCCGAGCACCUCAAGCUAUCAUUGCUUGAUUCUAAGAAGCACAAUUAUUCUUUGGGAGUCAAGCUAGUUCGAGGAGCCUACCACCCACAUGAACUAGCAGCCCAUCAAUCGAGACAGAAGCGCCCCGGCGAUGGCGGAUCGAUAUCAAAGCUGGGGGCGCAUCAUGAUCAAUCCCUUUCCAUAUCGCCAGAUCCGUAUCCGCCUGUAUGGGAGACGAAAGCAGAUACAGAUACAUGCUAUAACGAAUGUGCCAAGGCCUUGAUUCAAGCCAUCGAGGAGGAUCUCUAUUCACCGCCACCAUCCCCAUCGCCGGCUCCCCUAUCCUCUUCCUCAUCUUCAUGGCUUACUCCCUCGUCCUGGAUUACCAAGCUGAAGGGUCAAAGAACCCCUUCUGCUGUUGUCACUUCUUCAGUUUCUCCUAGACUAGACAUAGAGCCAAAGAUACCCAGCAUAGGUGUUCUUUUCGGGACACAUAAUUGGAAGAGCUGUGACCUCAUCCUCAACGAACUUGUUCGGCAUGGUUUGGCUUCACAGGAGCUCCUCCUGAGAGGUGGAAAGGAACCCAUUAUACACCUCGACGAAGAAGUAACUGAGCGAGUCACUGUGGGGCAACUUUACGGUAUGAGUAACGCUUUGACAGAUUAUCUAGUUGGCCGAACUCGUUCGGGUUCGCCCCUGGUUAUAAAGUACGUGCCAUAUGGUGCGCUUUCAGAAGUCAUGCCAUAUCUCAGUAGGCGAGCUAUUGAGAACAAGUCCGUUCUCGGAGAUGGAGGCGCGGCAGACGAACGCAGGCGCGCUGGAAGUGAGUUGUGGCGGCGCUUAUUUGGAUGA
This is a messenger RNA of Pleurotus ostreatus (oyster mushroom), 1992 nucleotides long. RefSeq lists its product as uncharacterized. The coding region runs from base 1 to 1992 and encodes 663 amino acids. Gene Ontology annotation, cellular component: mitochondrion. Gene Ontology annotation, molecular function: FAD binding; proline dehydrogenase activity. NCBI's taxonomy places the organism in Eukaryota, Fungi, Basidiomycota, Agaricomycetes, Agaricales, Pleurotaceae. The record is from RefSeq and is a predicted model, not a curated record. The transcript is spliced from 9 exons.